AUGGCUUCUUUGCUUGUUGAUGCGUCUCAGGAAGAAUCACAAUGGGCUUGCAUCUCAGAGCUAGCCUCCCAGCUGGCCUCUGUGUUGACUCUUGGAGGUGAUACUGAGAAUAGUUUCCUAGUUUCGAAGCCUUAUUAUACUUGUCUUCUGCGUGAUCCUCGACUUUAUACAUUCUCGGAACAGCUGAUCCAGGCCCUGCUACAUCAUGUGCUUAAGGUCGAUAACUGCAAGAUACACCAACUACUGUCCAUCCUGAAACGGCAUUCAAAGCGAAUACUUCAGGGGCUUGACCGCUCUUCGCUGCGUUGCCUGGCAUACUUUUUGCUUAAUUCAGACGAGGAAACCAGAUUGAAGAAUGGACUCUAUCUGCUGCUGGAUGAACCGCAAUACAUUAAGGACUCGGGACAUAUGGUAUACCAAGUAGCAAGCCCAAGGAUUGGGGACAGAUCCCGCUUGCUUCAAGAAAGAAUACUGAGCAAACUAUACUUACUAUAUUCCACCGAAGGGCAGGCUACUUGGCUACGGAAAAUGGCCGGCAAAAUGUUUCUGGAGAUACUUUCGGAGCCAGAGCAUAAUCAUGCUUCCUUCAUUACAUCCCAAGAGGUGGACAUGUCACGACUCUCGUACAUCAUACUCAAUGGCAACUGUGCCUUGAAACUGAUCGCAACAACCAUGAUUCAUGCGCUACAUAACUUGGGAGUGAGCGACGAAGUUCUCUGGCCGCCAGACAAUAGCACGGAUAGAGUCAGGUUCUUUGAUACUAUGCCGUCAUAUAAAGAUGAUCCGCUGCAGCACUUUCAAAUCUUAUUCGAUACGGUUGUCCUAUCAGAUGCGGCAAUGCCAUCGAAAUCGAUAGAUUUGAGUACGACGUCCCAGUUUCGACGAUGCUUUCUCCUUCACGCAAUAGGCAUCGACACAACGCUCCUGAUUGAAGGAAUCGUUCUCGCCAUGAUCGAUGAUGGAUGCUUGACGUUCAUGAGCUAUCGACAGGACACAGCGAGAAUGUGCCUAGAAUACGUUGACGUCUACACUCAGAGCAUUUGUUUACCAGCGCGCUCGGUUACGGACAAAACUAAGACAUAUCGUCUAAUUAUAGACCUUUCUCAGCAUAGACUAAUCGUGAAAAGCGGCAAACGCCUAUGCUUCGGGGGCCAAACUUUGAGCAUAUUGUCCGAUGAAGAUCCUUGUGAUUUGCGAAUGGCCAUCGAGGAGUUCUGCCGGAAUGACCGAACCUCUGUAGAUACAGAUAGUGUAUUCCGGAGGUCUUCUUCAAUGGUGCUGGAACUGGAUACAGGCGAUGAAGUCGCAAGGAAAUCUUCUGGAAUUCCACCCAACAAUAUACAGGAGCAGGAGGGACCCUGCACAGGUUUCGUCUCGAUACAAAAGGCUCGGCAAGUGCUGGAGAAACACCCAGAAGUGCUCGAGGAAGGGAAUACUAAUGAUGAGAACCUGGCACAUGUUCUUUCAGAGCGUAAAAGCUCUCAGGAUUAUCAGCGGGCACAUUACGCGGGUGAACCUCCCAUGCCAACAUCAAACCCAUCACUGACCAGAGUACCGGAGAAGCCAAACGGCAGAUUUGCACCAAGAGCAGAUACUAAAAGAAGAAUAACAGGUCGCUUGCGGAGUGGGAAUAGAGGAAAAAACCAUCUAUCUAAUACUCAAGAGUCUAUGGUCAUAUAUACGCGACAUCCCAAACAGAAGGUAUAUACAGCCAGCUCCAAAGCUGCUGUUGACUGGGACGAGGAUCUCCGACCUAGCGAUAAUGAAGCGAGAUCACCUCUCAAAGAUACAGACAUAACUUCAAUUUCAUCCCCCAUGCCUGGUGAGACGUCUCUUACCGGCAGUCAUUUGGCAAUUCCGGGCAAAAGGAGAGCAGCCAAAGGAAGGAAACUAGCCACAAAGCGCAAGAAUAAAUCAUCUCGUCCUACAAAAAAGAUCGGAAACAUUACCAAUAAAUCGACAGCAGCGUUACCACUUGCAGAAGAUGCCGACAUGACGAAGCUGAUACUUUGUUCCAGCAACAACCGCUCUGAAAGCAUUGACGAGGAGAAAAAUGGAGCAGGUGCCACGGCCAAAUGUGCCGAGCUCUACCCAGAUAAUGACUUCGUUAGAUAUGACUCUGCUACACCACAACACGAAGAGAGCCGCACUAGAUCGCCUCGAAUUCAAGCCUGUAGGAAAAAUGAAAGUUUUCUAAGCCACCAGCAUCAGCUAUCUACAAGUAAAAUGGGUGACAACAACCAUCAGUUGACUUCUCCAGAGAGCCAUCCGACCCCACAAGGACUCCAGGGCAGGGGCCGUGCAGUUGGGAACAAGCUGUCUGCAGCCUUUCAGCAAGGAGACCCUUCAUCAGGCACCGGCGGACAUAAAGAACACAGCUUAGAGCAUAUAAAGACCCAAAACAAGCCGAGGAACGAAAACGGACGCGUUUUGUCAGACAUAUUAUAUGCUUCCGUGGGAGAGAGUGGUGUACAGGGGAAGUCCGAGCCCACGGAGUCUGUCAUAGAAAGAUAUCCCAUUUAUGAUAAGUUGCCCUUAAGUACACCAAAAGAGCAAUUCACGGGUAGGUUUGAGGAUGACAUUUAUGCAGAAGAUUCUGUCGUAAGGCACAUGAGCAGGAGCAGUUCUUUCAAUGUCGACAACGAGGAGCAAAAAAGGGUGUCUCAGUCAGCUGGCUCCGCUGUAUCAAGUCCAUUGUGUGCAGAGGAGGAUUGUUCCGAUGCAGAAGUUCCCUAUGAAGUUUGCCCUGGAAGCCUCGGGGCCGCGCAGAAUAUUUGCAGUUCUGACAUGCAUGAAAACACAUCUGAGGGCAUAAGAAGCCCGCGGGCUAGGUCAGAGAAGAGAAGGAUAGCUGCGCUCAGUUCGGACGACAUGCAAUAUGACCCACCUACAAGGGACCAAGCCUCGGAAAAUGCUUUCGAGGAAGAAUCCAGGCGGCUUGUUCACAAAAAUCACUUGUAUCCCACGAAGCGAUUGAAAGUCACCCCCAGAUCAACCAUCGUUGAUUCUGAUGGAAGCCCCCGCCUUCUGUACCGCAUUAAAAGUGGAUGCAUCGUUGACUGGACCGGCGUGGACGAAACGUAUCCACAUGUGUCAGGCACGAAAUACAGAUCCUCCACCAGUGAGCACGUUCGGGAGAUCCUGAGAGAUGGAAAAUUUGGUGCACAAGAUGACGAUCUAUCUGCUUCAUGGGAGCGAAACGUAAUUCUAGGAUCAAAGCAUUCCGGGACCUGCACGAACAGAGAGAAGGAAGUACUGACUUUCCAGGAUCGUCUAAUGGCAUGUGCAGGUAAACCUACAUCAAGCAAGACCCCGCUUAGAAAUCCCGCACGAUCAAGUCCUGAUGCACAUUUGACAUUGGGAUGCGAUAACAAGCCUCAUGCGACAUGCAACUCCCUACCUCGAGCGACAAUAGUUCCAGACCAAUUAUCGGCGCAGCCAGGUUUGCCCAAGUCGGAUAAUAUCGCAGAUGGUGUCCUGGAGCACACCAGCUGGCAAUCCUCCCUGCAGGCGCUUCACAAAAGAGCGCAAGGCAUGCUUCUUGCGACCAGCGAGCAUAUAAUACAAGAGAUUGAGAGCGAGAAAAAGACCAUCAACGAAGUUUUGGAGAUGUAUCGGCGAGAUUGCCACCGGGUGCUGGAUCAGCUCUUCGAAGCCCAAGAAGAACGAAUAAGACUGUGCCAGCAACAGAUGAACUCCAUUCGCGAACACCAUACCGAAGUAUGCCAGGAGUUGAUGCAGCGUCUAGAGCGGGACGAGAAGCAGCUUCAGGAUCGCAUGCAGUUGAGAAAAUGA
Molecule: messenger RNA, 3795 nt
Organism: Aspergillus luchuensis
Lineage: Eukaryota; Fungi; Ascomycota; Eurotiomycetes; Eurotiales; Aspergillaceae
Exons: 5
Coding region: 1-3795 (1264 amino acids)
Source: RefSeq, a predicted model, not a curated record